GUUCAGUACCCGGGUUGGAGAACUAGGGAAAGCGGCUGCGAGCUGUUUCCGCCUGGAGCCCCAGGCGCUGGUCCGCUGCGGUUGGUGAGGGCGACCCACCGGUAGGAGGGCGACUGGCAGCGGGAGCUUGUCCUGCCCAGUAGGAAGACGAUUAGACGGGAGAGGCAUCGACACAUGCUGGAGGCUGUAGCCUGCGCCCCAGCGGCUCGCCUCGUUGUGAUUGGUGGUGACAUCAGACACUGCAGCUCGGUCAGAGUGGUAGAAAUGUCCUGGGGUAGACUCCAGACUCUAGAGCGUAAUCUCCUGCUCGUGCAAUCUUCAGCAUGGCAGGGCCCCCACAACCACCAUGGUUCUCCGGUCGGCACCCCCAUGUUAUGUGGGACCCGUAGACCGCCUGGGACUACGGGCUUUUCUGGUUUUGCCUGCCCAGCUGCUUCAAGCCAGACUGGAGGAAGAGGAGGAGGAAUCAUGUGUGGUACACCUAGAGCCUGCAUAUGGCGUGACUCUGCAGCUCGUCUCAUGCAAUUGGUGGUGACUGGAGACUGCGGCUCGACUGGAGUGGUAGGAAGACCAGUACCAUGCUGUUUUGCUGACUAUGGCCUUGUGGUAGAUUGAAGCCAGGAGCCACUGGGUGCUGCGGCAGCUUCAGGAUAACUUGAGGGCGCAUCCUAGGAAAGAAACACCUCCUGUCCGUGUCGCCGACUGCUGAGGAUAGCAGUUCGGUGUGGCUUCUCCGUGGCCCAGCUUCUUUAGGGUGUUUUUCUUUCAUGGUUCAUCCAUAUGGCUCCAAGUGAAAAUUAUGUUGUUGUGGAUGAAGAGUAUUGCGUUGUGCAGAUAUACUGCAGUUUCUUCAUCCCUUCAUCUGUGGAUGGAAAGGUUCCACCAUGUUGGUGCGGAUGACCUGAUUGCGGUACCCGUGUCUGGGUGAAGAGGAUCUGGUGUGACUAGAUGCUGCAGUUUCUGAAUCCCAUUCUCUGUGGGUGGACAGAAGACAAGUUUUCAUACCUCCAUGAUGUUGGAAGACAGAUGCCUCCUUUGUGGGAUUGGAGCUCACUUCUUCUAAUAGGACCCAUAGAAGAUGCCGAUUUAAAUAAACUGCUGCCUUCCUGAGAUACAGGGCAAGAAAUGAUGAAAGCUAUUCAACUCCUCGAGACCCAGAGACCAGUGAAAGAGGUGCAGAAGCCCCGGUUUAUCUUGGAACCUCAAGAGAAGAGGAAAUUCACUGAAAUCAUAGGUUUCUCCAUCUUGCUGGUAGUGAACUGAUGUCCGGAAUUUUGGUGGCUGAAGAGUAUACUUGUGCAUAAAUCCUUCAACUCCUGCAUUUUUUCAGCUGUGGAAAGACAAGUGGGUUGAUUCCUACACCUUGGUUAUUGUCCAGAGUACUUCAUGAAACACGGGAAGGGAGAUCCCUCCUUAAGAGCUAGGGUGUUCUCAGGAGCCGCCGGGUGCCACAGCAGCUUUGGGAUAACUUGAGGCCGCAUCCUGUGGAAGAAACACCUCCUGUCCUGGCGCUGACGGCUGAGGACAGAGCUUUGGUGUGGCUUCUCCGCGGCCGGCUUCUUUGGGGAGUUUGGCUUCUUCGGGCAGUUCUUCCUUCGUGGUUCAUCCAUGUGGCUCCAAAUGAAAAUCACAUUAUUUUGUUACGAAUGAAGAGUAUUGUGUUGUGCAGAUACACUGCAGUGUCUUUAUCUCUUCAUGUGUGGUUGGAUAGGUUCCACCAUGUUGCCGCAGAUGACGUGAUUUCAGUACCUGUUCUGGCUGAAAAGUAUUUGUUUGUGAAUGGAUAUUGUGGUUUCUGGAUCCCAUCCUCUGCAGGUGAACAGGCAGGCCUUACAGUCUGAAGCAGAUUCAGGGGUGUGCAGUGUUCUGGUUUUCCACUACGUUGGUUACUGAUGAAGUAAAGGAAAUUCACCAGCAUAUUCAUCUGUUGUUUCUCCAUCUUGCUGGAAGUGACCUGAUGUCCAGAAAUUGGAUGGCUGAGGAAUAUACCAUUGUGCACGCAUCCUUCAUUUACUGCAUUUCUUCCUCUGUGGAUGGACAGGAGGAAGAUGGGCAAAUGGGGCUGCCACUGCCUCCCCUGCUGCAGGGGGAGCAGGAAGAGCAACGUGGGUGCUUCUGGAGACCAGGACGACUCCGCUGUGAAGACAUUCAGGAGCAAGAUGGGCAAGUGGUGCUGCCAUUGCCUCCCCUGCCGCAGGGGGAGUGGCAAGAGCAACCUGCGCCCUUCUGGAGACCAGGACGACUCUGCUAUGAAGACACUCAGGAGCAGCAAGAGCGAUGUGGGCGCUUGGGAAGAAUACGACGACAGCGCCUUCAUGGAGCCGAGGUACCAUGUCUGUCGAGAAGAUCUGGACAAGCUCCACAGAGCUGCCUGGUGGGGUAAAGUCCCCAGAAAGGAUCUCAUCGUCAUGCUCAGGGACACUGACGUGAACAAGACGGACAAGCAAAAGAGGACUGCUCUACAUCUGGCCUCUGCCAAUGGGAAUUCAGAAAUAGUAAAACUCCUGCUGGACAGACAAUGUCAACUUAAUGUCCUUGACAACAAAAACAGGACAGCUCUGACAAAGGCUGUACAAUGCCAAGAAGAUGAAUGUGCGUUAAUGUUACUAGAACAUGGCACUGAUCCAAAUAUUCCAGAUGAGUAUGGAAAUACCUCUCUACACUAUGCUAUCUACAAUGAAGAUAAAUUAAUGGCCAAAGCGCUGCUUUUACAUGGUGCUGCUAUUGAAUCAAAAAACAAGCAUGGCCUCACACCACUGUUACUUGGCGUACAUGAACAAAAACAGCAAGUGGUGAAAUUUUUAAUCAAGAAAAAAGCUAAUUUAAAUGCACUUGAUGGAUAUGGAAGAACUGCUCUCAUACUUGCUGUAUGUUGUGGAUCAGCAAGUCUAGUCAGCCUUCUACUUGAGCAAAAUAUUGAUGUAUCUUCUCAAGAUCUAUCUGGACAGACGGCCAGAGAGUACGCUGUUUCUAGUCAUCAUAAUGUGUAAGUGUUUACAUUAAAAGGCAAGUUAAUGCUAAAUUGAGGUUUAAAAUAAUUGUAACAAUUGCAUCUUACGUAUCAGGUGAGAUGUCAUAGUUCGGUUCAGGUAGUUUUAGAAUGGCAGUGAGUUAGUCCCCGGCAUCAGCCAGAAAUCAGAAAAAAAGCAAGACAAGUUAGAAGUACCAGUGGGUGGAGGAUUCUUUGUCGCAGGACAUUUAAGACCUUUAUCCUUAGAGAUCCCAACAUUGUUCGUUUCAUGCAAGUAUAACACCUAUGCAUGGGAUAAAAAAUGGUGUCACAUCUUUGAUUUUUCUGAUUAGUUAUUUGGGUCUUGAAAUGUCCAGUUUAGCAGAAAGUCUUGUACUGUCUUCUGGGGACUGUCUGCUACGUACUCCAUGAAUUUUUCAAGAACCGAAGGGGUUCACUAAAUCCAAGGAAGACAGUCCCUUUUAUCAAGUCAGAAGGAGGAGGAAAAAAAGGACAUUCCAGUCAUUCUGUU
This is a messenger RNA of Cercocebus atys (sooty mangabey), 3482 nucleotides long. RefSeq names its product POTE ankyrin domain family member H-like. Gene Ontology annotation, molecular function: protein binding. Bases 2034 to 2990 code for a protein of 318 amino acids. NCBI's taxonomy places the organism in Eukaryota, Metazoa, Chordata, Mammalia, Primates, Cercopithecidae. The transcript has 21 exons. The record is from RefSeq and is a predicted model, not a curated record.